UACACCGCUCCAGGCUCCAGCUGUCACUUGGCUGAGCUGCUGCUUCUCUCUGGCUUUCCCACCCUGUCUCCGGUGCCAUGGCGUCCAGUGAAGAGGACGGCUCCGUGGAGGAGAAGGAAAACAACAAGAAGAAAACCAAGCGUCCGUUUGUCACAGCAUGGCUAACCAUUUAUAACAUUGCCAUGACAGCCGGAUGGAUGGUGUUGGCUGUGGCUAUGGUCCGGUUUUAUAUACAAAAAGGGACACACAAGGGUCUGUACAAAAGCAUAUCAAGGACACUCAAGUUUUUUCAGACAUUUGCAUUGCUUGAGAUUUUCCAUUGUGCAUUUGGAAUGGUGCGUACCUCUGUGAUAGUGACUGGGGUCCAAGUGUGUUCAAGAGUCUUCAUGGUGUGGUUUAUCACUCACAGCAUUAAGCAGAUCCAGAAUGAAGAGAGUGUUGUUCUUUUCCUGGUCGCAUGGACGGUGACAGAGAUUACAAGAUAUUCCUUCUACACAUUCAGCCUGCUCAAUCAUUUGCCAUACUUCAUUAAAUGGGCCAGAUACAACUUGUUCAUUGUAUUGUACCCAGUGGGAGUGGCCGGUGAACUUUUGACCAUUUACGCUGCCCUGCCGUAUGUUCGUAAAUCUGGCAUGUUCUCAGUGAGGCUUCCCAACAAGUACAAUGUCUCCUUCGACUACUACAUUUGCCUGAUCAUUGUCAUGCUCUCAUAUAUACCAUUGUUUCCACAGCUGUUUUUCCACAUGCUGCGUCAAAGGAGGAAGGUGCUUCACGGGGAGGUGAUGGUUGAAAAGGAGGAUUAGUGCAGCUGCGAAACCCACCACGCUUGUUCUCAGGAUAACCAGACUGUACAGCGAAGCACUAAAAAAAAAAGUGAUCCACGUUAGGAGCUCAAGUAACAUUCAUGGAACUGAAAUAAACAGCUGUGCAUGAAA
This is a messenger RNA of Polyodon spathula (Mississippi paddlefish), 935 nucleotides long. Its product is annotated as very-long-chain (3R)-3-hydroxyacyl-CoA dehydratase 1-like. Gene Ontology annotation, biological process: sphingolipid biosynthetic process; fatty acid elongation; very long-chain fatty acid biosynthetic process. The transcript has 7 exons. Gene Ontology annotation, cellular component: endoplasmic reticulum membrane. Gene Ontology annotation, molecular function: 3-hydroxyacyl-CoA dehydratase activity. The record is from RefSeq and is a predicted model, not a curated record. NCBI's taxonomy places the organism in Eukaryota, Metazoa, Chordata, Actinopteri, Acipenseriformes, Polyodontidae. The coding region runs from base 78 to 803 and encodes 241 amino acids.